Cygnus olor (mute swan) is the source of this 5158-nucleotide messenger RNA. RefSeq names its product NCK adaptor protein 2 (gene NCK2). NCBI's taxonomy places the organism in Eukaryota, Metazoa, Chordata, Aves, Anseriformes, Anatidae. Gene Ontology annotation, molecular function: protein binding. The record is from RefSeq and is a predicted model, not a curated record. Gene Ontology annotation, biological process: positive regulation of translation in response to endoplasmic reticulum stress; negative regulation of endoplasmic reticulum stress-induced eIF2 alpha phosphorylation; positive regulation of endoplasmic reticulum stress-induced intrinsic apoptotic signaling pathway.
GGCCGGGGACGGGGCCGCCGCCGGGCGUUGCGGGCUGAGGGCGGGCAGGGAGCGGAGGAGCCGGAGCCGCCGAGGGCCGGGGCCUUGGACGCGUCCGGAGGAGGAAGAGGGAAGGGGGGAGCCGGCCCCCAGCGGAGCACGCAGCCUGCAUCCGCUCCGGGGAAGGGAAGAGGGAAGCGGAGGGGGGGGAGCGAGCGAGCGAGCGGGCACCGCCGCCGAGGAGACAAAGAAGCGGAGCCCGCCCGGGCUGGGAGCCUUCUCCCCGCCCCGCUCCGCUCCGCUCCGCUCCGCUCCCCGCCGCCCGGGCCGGGCCGAGCCGAGAAUGUGCUCAGCUGAGAUUGAUCACUGGUGUGUGAAAUGACCAAAUUAUAACAAUGGAGAGUUUUCUGAGGUGGGUAAUAUAUUUUCAUAUGUAGCUUCCAGCAAUGAGUUUAAUACACUGAAGGCCACAUUUUCAGUGCUUCUGUUAUUGAAAUGUAGUGCUCUGAUCGUUUUUCUACUGAACUUCAAUUUAGAGCUUGAUCUGGAAAACAUCCAAGGAAAAAAGCAUCAAAGGAAAAUAGUAAGAAUUGUCUCAGAAUGCAGGAAGAUCUUUAAGUGUAAAAUUAAAAUAUGCAGAAAGCUUGAAAAAAAAUUGCACAGAACACCUUAAAGGCUAAAUCUGUAAGUGAGAAAGGAAAAUAGCUUUACUGGCUUGUACCUUGAAGUUGUAACAGUUUGCUAACCUUGGGCCCAGGAAGUGAACUUCUACGUUCUUACUGUUCAUACCUUCAUUUCCCAUCUUGAAUCUUCUGGCUUUGCUUCAGCUAAGGGAUUGUUACCAUUUUAAUGAUAGAUCCCCAAGGAGUAUAUUAUUACUUGCAGAGCUCUGGUUUGGUUCUCUGCUUCAGUUCAAAGCCACCAGUUGAACUCUUCCAAAAAUGUAAUAAACCGAGUUAGGAUACUUAAACCACUUACGCAUGAAUAUAUUUAGUUAACUUUUGAGAGACUUAGAUUUGGGACUUUGGGAAGAAAAAACAUAUGUGAAGAAGAAAACAGUAAUUGAACGAAGAGUAUGCAUAGCUGAGAAUCAGUUCUGUCUUCUUAACGUUUUAGUUGUGACAUUGUAAGAAUUGUUUUUCUAGAUACUUCUGUCUAGGAUAGGCCCUUAGGACCCAGGCAAGUCCUGUAUUGCUGUCCCAAAUGUAGCCAGGCUAGUAUCCUGCCAUUGACAGUGGCUGUUAGGAUUUCCUUCCUUUGAAGCAAAAGCUACAGACUAAAACCCCAUUGUAAUAGGAAGCCAAUAAUCUGCCCGCUGCAGAGGCGUACGAUACUCGUGUAUUUGUUAAACCUUAAUUCUGCACUCAAAACUGUUGUCUCGCGUCUUGUUUUAUAAAACUUUGUCUUUCUAUCCUGUAGUUACUCCAGAGAGCCUUAGGAUAGACGGCUACCGCAGACUUGUAGCCACUUGUGUGGCCAGGAGCCAGCCUAGGUGACGGCGCGGUAAAAAGUCGGGUCCAGCUGCAUGACCGUGCCUGUACGGGCAGCUGUAGUUGGAGCAAUUCCGCCAACGGUGUGGAAAUAGCAGUGGGAGGACGGCAGCAUGUGUGCAGCUUCAUUAGCUGACUUCUCUUCUGCUUCCCAUGCCGAGAGUUACCGAAUGUGAUAGAUGGCGAAUUUCAAACCGAUGGCCACUGUGUCUUCCUGCAAGCAGAAGUCCAGAAGGAAUUUCUUCUGUCUUAUCCAGAAACACCUCCAUGUGUCACACUGAAGUCUCUCUCAUUUCAGCUUCCCAAGUGGGAUUUUCCUUUCUUUGCAGCAGGUCUGGACGUGUCAGACUCAGUCUUGGGUUCUUCUUGAGUUGUUCUGGCAGCACCAGCAGGUGGUUUCCGUGCAACCUGCAAAACACAUGGAAAGUACUGUAAAGUGCAGGGGUUUUGUUUGUUUUAAUUCCACCUUGCAAUGAAUCUUAAAAUCUUCAGGAAAUCUAGCAUACUUCACUUGUCUGCUGGGCACAGUAAAACUUUGCUGUAGCAUGUGAAAGCUGCUUUUCAUCCCACCCACAAGCUCAGUAUGCCUAAAAAGCCCAGAUACUGGCUGAGGGGGAGAGGUCUGCUCAUCAACCUAAAUCUCAGCAGGCAUGGUGACUUUUUUUUCACUUCUUCUUUUAUUACAGAGGACUCGUCUGCCUGCUUUGGUUUCAACAUUGUCUUUGCAGCUCAGCCCACACCUUUUUCCUGCUUUUCUAGGAAUAGGUUCCCUAGAUGGCAACAUCAGCAGCUGGCAGCUCUGUGCUCAUUGCGCCUGGGGAAAAAGGCACUGGCUUUCUCAAACCCCACUGCCUCCAGCAGCAGUGAGUAGAUGCGCUGUCAUCGUUAGCAGAUGCAAGUGGCAGCCACGCGGUAACCUCGUCUCUGGGGAGCUGGAGCAGCUGAAUGGAUCCUGGUUUGGGGCGAACAGGAUUGAUGAGGGCAUUGCAACAGUGGCUGUGCAGUGGUGAAUAUCCCAGUUGCUGCUGCCAUAAGGUGCUUUAGGUGCUCGCGAGUGGUUUCUUUUCAUUAGAAUAGAAGCGCUGUUGUUUGGUAGCAUCCUUCCCUUCUUUCUUGCUCAUAGACGUUCUGGAUGACUCUGGUUACAGAAUCACCUGUACUUGCUUUCAGUCUUUCCAGUACCUCCACGUUUUGGAGAAAUUAUGUAGAUCCUCUGCUUCCAAAACAAAUUUUUGCUGUGGAAUAUGCACACUGGAAGUUCUUCAAAGACUCUCGGAUCCACCUGUCUGCAAUACUUGCGUACGUAACUUUGUUGGAGAGUCCUGCCUUUCACUGCCUGAAUCCUUUUAACAGUGUGCCAAAGAAGGACUCCAUGAAAGAUGACAGAAGAAGUUAUUGUUAUUGCAAAGUGGGAUUACACUGCACAGCAGGACCAAGAACUUGACAUCAAGAAAAAUGAACGUCUUUGGCUAUUAGAUGAUUCGAAGACAUGGUGGAGGGUAAGAAACGCGGCCAACAAAACGGGAUAUGUGCCAUCAAAUUAUGUGGAGCGAAAAAACAGCUUGAAGAAAGGUUCUCUGGUUAAAAAUCUGAAAGACACAUUGGGCUUGGGAAAAACAAAAAGGAAGACGAGCGCGCGAGACGCCUCGCCUACUCCCAGCACAGAUGCGGAGUACCCGUCCAACGGCAGCAGCGGGGACCGCAUCUACGACCUCAACAUUCCUGCCUAUGUCAAGUUCGCCUACGUGGCGGAGAGAGAGGAUGAACUGUCCCUCGUCAAGGGGUCCCGGGUCAUCGUCAUGGAGAAGUGCAGCGAUGGCUGGUGGAGAGGGAGCUACAACGGACAGAUCGGCUGGUUCCUUCGAACUAUGUGGUAUGAGGAAGUUGAGGAGGCCACUGCAGAUUCGCCGAGCUUCCUGAGCUUGAGGAAAGGCGCUUCCAUGAGUAACGGCCAGGGCACCAAAGUACUCCACGUUGUUCAGACACUGUAUCCAUUCAGCUCCGUCACAGAAGAAGAGCUCAAUUUGAAAAAGGGGAAACAAUGGAAGUCAUUGAAAAGCCAGGAAAACGACCCAGAAUGGUGGAAAUGUAAAAAUUCCAGAGGGCAAAUUGGUCUUGUUCCUAAAAACUAUGUAGUAAUCGUUAGCGAUGGUCCUACCAUUAACACUUCCCAUCCACCUCAGAUAAGCUACACGGGACCAUCUUCCACCGGACGAUUUGCUGGAAGAGAGUGGUAUUAUGGGAGUACCCGACAUCAAGCAGAAUGUGCCCUAAAUGAGAGGGGAGUGGAAGGAGACUUCCUUGUUAGAGAUAGUGAAUCCUCGCCCAGUGACUUCUCGGUAUCUCUAAAGGCAUCGGGGAAGAACAAACAUUUCAAGGUGCAGCUCGUGGACAAUGUCUAUUGUAUUGGGCAGCGUCGCUUUAAUACUAUGGAUGAGUUGGUGGAACACUACAAAAAGGCUCCCAUCUUCACCAGUGAACACGGGGAAAAGCUAUAUCUUGUGAAAGCACUUCAGUGACGUUGAAGAUGGACUCGGCCGCCCAGGCCUCUUAUAACUUCCAAGCCUUAGGUCCUAAAUUCACUUUUAUAGAGCAGAGCAAUAUCUGAAGCAGGCUUAAAGAGUAGGCUCUUUCCAACGUGUUUGCUCUGUUGGUUGUUAUUUGUCCUUUUUCGUUUGCCUACUUUUGUGUUUCAGUUCUGUUAAUCUCAGAUCACCUCCUUUCAGGUCGAGCCGUUCACUAGGUGGCCGUUGCGAGCGCUCACUUCCAUGACCGAGUUCUAAACCCCCCUCCUCUGCGUACGUUUACGGAGGUAGCUCGGAUGAGAAGGAGGGGGGUUUGCAAUUCAAAGCAGUGUUAACCUCUUCCGGCGGCUCACGCAGACAGAACUCUUCGUUAAGAGACAUCGGGCACAGCUUGAAUGCACUGAGGCUGCAGCUGAGUGAGUGAGAUACAGUAGACAUGACGGUUGUGGCUGUGAGUUCUGUAGCUAUUUUGCUUCCCGUAUUACAGAAACUCCUAGCUCCUAGAAGCACUCUUUACACUGUACUCUGCUAUUACAUUGCCUCUCUGACUCUUCGCAAAGAGUACACUAAUUAAAGCAUUUUGUAAUAGUACUUCCUAAACUACUAUGGUAAGAUUGUAGUAAAAGAAAACUAUCUAGUGUAUUUUGGUCUGUAAUUGCAAGAAAGAGAAAUUUUAUUUGAAAGUUGAUUACUAGAGAAAGAAUCAUUGAAAUGUAAAGACUGAAUGUUUUGGUAAUCUACAACCAAAUGUGCCAUCCACAUAAUGCUUUUUCCUCUUGCCCUUCUGCUUGUUUGAAUUAAACAAUUAUGUAUUUAAUUCUCAAAGUAAUAUGUAUCUGUAGCUGAUUGUUGACACUAAUACAGAAGAUUAAUAAAAAAUGAUCUUGGGAUGGGUGGGGCGGGCUACCAACACUAUAUAUAUAUUUGCUUUACAGAAAGAAAUCUUCAGGUUUUACAGAGGAUGGUGUGAUUGGUAGGAAGAGACACACAGAAUGUUUAUGAAGAAAAUGCAUUUCUCUCUUUUCUUUACAUUUAAACUCCUUUAUGGUUUAAAUAUACAGUCUUUAGAUGGCACACUCCUGAGAUUGAAGAAGGGGAUCUUAGGAUCUCCAAAUCUUGCAUACUCAGUUUUUUGGAUAUUGUAAUAAAAAAGGUAUUAUGUCA